AUGGCGGCAUCUGAUGAUCAAGUGCAAAAAUCCAAGUGAGUAAAUUAAGCUACUUGGCCAAGGUUUUAGCUGCUUUGAUUCUUCAUUCUUAUCAAAAUUUUGCAUUAUGUUUUACCUCUGGUUGCGCGUUGUUUCACUCUAGGCCGAUGGAGUGGAGCGAAGAACAUGAUGUGCUUUUUCUGAGAGAAAUGCUAGCAAGAAACGUUUUUGGAACAAAGAAAGGAAGUCCAGCUCGUGGGACUGGCUUGAGAAGCGAUAGUCGACAGUCUGAAUGAAAUCCACUCUCCAAAAUUCCAACUGAAGGGUAAAAAAGCUGUGCGAGAGCGGUGGAAAAAAGUUCAGCAAAAAGAUGGGCGAGGAAGAGAAGGCAAGUGGGAUUUCUGUGAAAGAGUUAACGGAGAAGGAAUCACUGAUCGAGGAGUGGAGAGAGAAGAUACCAUACAAGCAAAGGCUGAAUCAGCAUCGAAACAGCAACUCAAGGAUAACGAGACUGCAGAAGAUAUCAAGAAAAAAGCGGUGGAGAGCGUUAAAGAGACCAAGAAGCGGAAUUCAGACGAAGGUGGAGCUUCUCCAAAACGUCGUAAGCCGAGACGUGCAGAACCACCGGUCGACUUUUUGCGAGAGAAAGCAGCGCUGACCGCGAAAUUAGUCAACAGGAGUUAUGUGCAAAACAACAGGAACAGGAAAGUCAACAGCAAAUGAUGAAAGCUAUGAUGCUUCAGCAGCAACAAAUGAAUACUGCAUUUUUGUGUGUUGUGAAAAAGCGAUUAGAUAAGUAA
Molecule: messenger RNA, 779 nt
Organism: Porites evermanni
Lineage: Eukaryota; Metazoa; Cnidaria; Anthozoa; Scleractinia; Poritidae
Source: the annotation of a GenBank genome assembly